Rhagoletis zephyria (snowberry fruit fly) is the source of this 5357-nucleotide messenger RNA. RefSeq names its product CRK like proto-oncogene, adaptor protein (gene ckn). Gene Ontology annotation, cellular component: axon; focal adhesion. The record is from RefSeq and is a predicted model, not a curated record. Gene Ontology annotation, biological process: cell surface receptor protein tyrosine phosphatase signaling pathway; axonogenesis. Gene Ontology annotation, molecular function: protein phosphatase binding; signaling adaptor activity. NCBI's taxonomy places the organism in Eukaryota, Metazoa, Arthropoda, Insecta, Diptera, Tephritidae.
GCACUCGCACAAUUCGGUUCGAAUUGCGGUUUAUGCAGCGUGAAAAUUUAACGCGAAAAUUCACCAAGAAUAUGUAUUUAGAUGGAUACCCACACGGUGUGCACUGAAUGACUGACUGUAGGACUAACUUGCUGGCUAACUGCCGCACUGACAAGAAUUUUUCGGACAAAAAAUGUGUAGUGAUGUGGUAGAAAAUUGUACUACUAUGUGCUUAGAAGUGUGGUGAUGGUAAAGCUGAGAAAAACGCGUAGAAAGAAACAAAUUAUUACUUACACACGUCCAAGAUUGUACGCUGCUGCUUAUGUAUUGAAGGAAAGUUUCUUUGAAAAAUCAAUGCAAAUCAAAUUGCGUUUAUUAAAUUGUGAAUGCGUUAAAGGAAACGGAAAUUUACUUAAGUGAAGUUAAAAAGUGUAGCAAAAUGAAGAAUGCAGAAUAAGAAAGUUGAGAGAAAUACAAUUUGAUACAAAAGUACGCAACUUUGGGAAGAAAAUCGGAUAUAAACAUUUUAAAAGUGGCCAUAAAAAUCAAAAUUAAAAAUGAAUCCACUGCAAUUUACGCGCGUACGCACUUUAGCUACCAGCUGGUUUCAGCCGUGCGCCGUAAAUUGUCGUUGUUGUUAUUGUUGCAAUGCAUCGAUCAUUGAAGCCACACGCACAAGCUAAAAAGGUACCACCACCUGCGCUGCCCGGAGAUCCAGCACCACAACAACAGCAAAUACCAUUGUACCGCUUAGGUGGCAGCAUUUCGAGCGCAGCUGGUAAGCAGCUGGAUGAUGGCAUCAUAAUGAGUAGCAUGGUAUCGUCACCAUCUUUGGAGGAGGGCGGUUUCAAUUUGCCACGUGAGCCAUCGGUAGCAUUGCGCAUGAAAGAUGAAAUAAGCGAAUACGCCACAGCUAUGUCAACGUCAGGCACAUCACAAUCAUCGGCAUCCUCAGCCGGUGCUGCUACAGCUGGCAAACAACAAACGGCUAAUCAAGCAGCCGCAACUGGCGCAACACUUUUAUCCACCGCAACUAAUCCGCUCCUCAGCGGUUGUCCACCCACAAUAGUGCCAUGUCCCCCGCCUGUGUUUUGCGCCACCCUGCGCGAACCGCUCACACACAAAGCGGCCGUCUACUAUCAUCAACAGUUGGCGCUGCAAGAAGAUCAGGGCAUCGAUCUGACACAAUCACCAGGUCGCGAUUCACCCGGUUCGUCAUCGGGUUCAGCUGGUUCUGGUUCGCGACACUCCACCGCUAGCUUGGAUUCGGGUCGUGCCUCAUCGUAUUUGACUGGGGUGUCUGGUGCAUCGAUACGUGGCAGUGCGGGCGGUGCACUCUCAUCGCCACGUUGCAGCUCGGUGAGUUCGUGUUCGAUCGGUAGCGUCGAUCGGCAGCGUAACGAUGAACUUAUUAUCGAUUGGCUGCUGGAGAUGAAGUAUGAGGAGUAUGCACAAUUGUUUAUAGCGGCCGGUUACGAUUUACCGACCAUUGCACGAAUGACCCCCGAAGAUUUGACGGCGAUUGGCAUAAAAAAUCCACAUCAUCGUGAGCGCAUAAAACAGCGUAUCGAUAAGUUGCAAGUAUUGGAUAACUUGCCACACUUUGUGCCGGGCUCUAUCGAAGAAUGGCUACAGCUUUUACGCCUCGAGGAGUACAUUCAACCGCUGCUCGAUCAAAACUAUAAAACUGUACGCGAUGUAACUCAAGUCACUUGGGAAGACUUGGAGGAUAUUGGUAUUGUUAAGUUGGGACAUCAAAAGAAAAUUCUAUUGGCCAUAAAACGUGUGAAGGAUAUCAUAAGCGGAAAGUGGAACCCAGGCGGCAUCAAUGCUUACCAACAGCAGGAUUAUCGCAAUAAGAUUUGGCCCACUGCCGUGCCACUGCCCACCACACCAACAUAUUUGCCAACCACGCGCGUCUCGUGGGACGAUUCCAAGAUUUAUGCUACACCCGGCGUCGAUGCCGUCUACUUUUGCGCCGGCUCGCAUCACGAGUGUUGCAAUGGCAACGAUGUGGUGCCCAUUAAGGUGCGCCAGCCACGCGGCAAAAGCUUAGAAUCACUCGAGGAUAUUCACGACAAUAGCACACGCAGCCAUUUGACCUUUAGCCAUUACACAGCCACUGAUUAUGGCCAUUUUGCGCAUCCAACGCCUGCAAUGCAACAACAACAUCAUCAACAAGCCUUGCAACACCAGCAGCAACAGCAUCAGCAGGCCAUGCAACAUCAUCAGGCUGCCUUGAUGGGCGGUGCCGUUGUGGGCGGGCCAGGUGGUGCUGGCGGCGCACGUUUGCUUAGCAAUUCAGCCGCUAUGUCUUGGCGCCGUUCCUAUGACGAUGGUGACAUCACACCCACCAACGAUGCUACACGCGAACUCAUGUAUGAGGAGGGUGGCGGCACCUUGCCGCGUCAGCAGCGCGGUAUUUUGCAACGUGCCGUGUUGAAUAGUAUGCCGCCGCUGGAACAUCACUAUAUGAAUGCUGCUGCCGCAGCGGAAUAUGUUUGUCAUGCAGCUGGAAUGGGCGUCGGUAGUGGUGUGCCAGGCGCGGCAGCGCAUGUGGGCACGGCUGGCGCCACUGUCGGCGGAUCCGGUUGUGUGCUGGACAGCACCGGUCUGAAUGCAUCCUACUUGUCCGGCAGUCCAAUGAGUAACAAGAAAAUCGCACCCGAACCACCGCGACGCCAUUGCAGUAUACGAAAUUCGCGUACAUUAACCGGGGAUAACGCGCAACAAUUGCAGCAACAGCAGCAGAUUGCCUUGCAUGCCGGUGUAAACGUAACGCCUGGCCUCUACUAUGGCGGUGCCGGGGCUUUACACCACGGUGGCAUGUAUAUGACGCAUGCGCAGCAGCAAGCAGCAGCAGCGGCGGCCGCAGCGGCAGCUAAUCAGCCUAUUUAUGCGAAUUACGCGACCAUACAACAGACCACGGCGGAAAUACACUGCGAGAAGUUCCAUGACAACAAGUCAAACUCCAGCAUCGAUUCCAUCGAUACCAUACCAUUCGCUAACGAAAAUACUGGCACAAUCAAGCAACGCCUGCUCAAUCGCCAAGAUAUCGCUGGACAACAGCAGUCCCUACAAUCGGGCACGAAUUCACAUCUGCACUCCUCCUCGUCGUCGUCUUCUUCGUCGUCGACCAACACCAUCGCCAAUAUAGCGCACUCGUUCCACUCGCUAAAGACAUCUGCCUCGCUGCACGACGCUUCGCUGAUACGUAGCGACAGUAUCGGCAGCACUACCAGCGGUGGCAGCGCCGGUGCCAGUACCGGUGGUGGCGGCAGCGGUUUACUUCUCUUGCGCUCACCCACACUACAGUAUCCACCGACUGAUGCAACGAACGCCGUCAGCGGCAGCGGCGGCUCGUCAACGAUUAUCACCACCACCGUAGAUUUGCAUACGCCUAGUGACGUUGAAAGUAAUGCAGAUGCGGCCGCUGAAGGUGGUGCGCCAGCAGCGGACAGUGAAGGCAAAGAUGCAUCUUCUGGUGUGACAAUGCCGACAUCUGGGCAGAAGGUAUCUGUGAAUGUGCUAAACGACAUUGGCAAUAUGUUGGCCAAUCUCACGGACGAGCUGGAUGCCAUGCUGGAGGAAGAGAAACGAAUUGGACUAAAUAUUGAUAGUGAAUAAACGCUACAAGGGGAAUCAUACUUAGAGGACUACAUACAUAUACACACAUGAGUAAGUUUUUACGUGCGUGCUGUUGGGCAAGAGAUGGGAUUUAAAUGUUAGUAGGUCGGUCGUACGUAAAUUGUUAGUGAUGCAUGUGUGCGCAAUUGAGCUUCAAAUCAAAGCGAAUACUGAACCGGCUUUGGAUAGGCAAUUGAAAUGCAAAGGAGAAUAACAGGCGCGGCAGAUUUCGCACUACGUUUAUGUCCUAAUAUUAAUUUCAUUGCCGAUUGAUUGGCAGUCUUUCGUGUUUGAGAGCAUUCAAGCCUUACUGACAUAUCAGAACGUAUGUAAUUAAUAAAGUCGGAUUUUCUAUUGGGCCACAUUUUCCAAGUUUUGGGAAAUAGAAUUUUAGUUUUGAUUAGCUCGCAAUGGGCUUUCUACCUUUUGAAUUAGAUUUAGUAGCAUCAAGACAUACAAUAAAGGGUCCUUUGCGAUCUUUAUCAUAGUAAUAGUAUUUCUUAUUAAAUUCUUUUGUGGAUCCAUUGAUGAUUUGAUUUGAAAAUUGUUUGGUCAAUUCAUUGAUGGUCUUGGUGGUUUGAUUAAUGGGUACAAUACAUAGACAAUGAUGAUAAUAAAAUUAAAGGCUUUAAUGAAGAAAAAAUAUUCAUUUUUACUUAAGAAAAAAUAUUCAUUUUUAUACCUUUCUUUGGAAAUUGAUAUUGGCCUUUGCUUCUGUCUGUUCCGUUCUAUGAUGGUUCCUCAGCCUCAAUAUCCAUAGCAUAAUUUUCCGGACAACGGUUGUCAAAUCAGUCGCCAUCUUCAAACCAUAAACAAUGAAUGAAACAAAGUAUUUUUUUUUCUAUUAAAUACAUAGUUCGGAAUAACAUCUUCUGGCAGAUAAAUUUCCUUAGGUUAACGUUAGAUAAUACUUAUUUAGCGUUCAGCUGUGGUGUUUCUAAUUUAUUCUUAUUUUCAGCUGAGUUAUGACCAAGCUUUUCAUACUGAAAACGGUCGAGGCUAGAAACAGUUUAAAUUGACAGCUUUUGUCGCAUAAACCUGAGGAUAACAUCGAGAAAAUUUGUUUAGCUAGUUAUACCUUACAAGGAAUAUAUAUAGGUGUAUAUAGGUAUGUCUAAACAUUUUGAGUCAGACUUAUUCAUUCAUUCUACUACACUUACGAAAAUUUGCUUACCGUAUAUAACCUUAAAAAAGAGGCUUAGACACUGAAAGCAGUUACGGAUAACGCCGUUUAAGUAUGGUUUGUUAGUAUUACGAAAUUAAACUUAGAGUAAAAUCUCCAAACUACUAAUUUUCUCCUUCGAUUUGAAGCUCUUGCGGACGCAUGCGUAGUUUAGUUGCGAUUAAAUACUUUAGUGUCUUAGUUGAUAGUUUUCCAAUUGGUGUCAAGCUAAAAUUCAUACAUAUUAUGUACAUAUGUACGUAGGAUUUAUGAUUUCUAUACAAAUUUAUUUGUUUGAUUAAUUCGCCCAAAAGAAGUAUAUGUAUGAAAUGUUGUUUCUAAUGUAUAUCAUUUUUAAAUUGUUUGUGAAAGUAGUUCUAUGUAUACGUCUAAACCAUUUUAAAAUGCCUUUGUGCUGUAGUUAAGAAACAAUUUUUUAAAGCACUAUUUGUUUUUUUUUUUUUUUGUGUGGAAAAGUGUUGUUUCAAUUGUAUUUGCGAGUUUAAAAUUUUCAAGAAAAUUUCUAGAUAUUCCAUUUCCAUAACCCCUAUUUUCUGCUCUAAAAACACCCUGAAAUAGCAGUUAAUAA